AUGACACAGAAACAGAAGCGGUCAUUUGACGAUCUGGAGAAUGCUGAAACAACUCAAGAAACUGACGAGAAAGAGGAGCGUCAACUUCACUAUUGGUUAAUGAAAGCAGAACCGGAUACAAGAUUUGUGAAUGGAACGGACAUUGCUUUUGACUACGAAAUGCUAGAGGAAUUGACAAAAAAUGGCGAGUACAAAGCUUGGGGAGGAGUUCGAAAUUAUGAAGCAAGAAACAUGAUUAAAAGCGAGAUGAAAUUGGGAGAUUUAGUUUUCUUCUACUAUUCAAAUUGUAAACCCCCAAGAAUUGCGGGUGUAAUGGAGAUUUGUCGUGAGGCAUUUCCAGAAGCAAAUGCAUUUAAUAAAGAGAAUCCGUACUACGAUCCAAAGUCUGAUCCGGAACGGCCACGGUGGUUUUCUAUCGGUGUAAAGGCAAAGUUUAAACUGAAAAGAGAAAUCCCUCUGCACGAGCUGCGAAUGUAUAGUAACAAUCAGCUCGCAAACAUGGAGUCUCUUAAGCGUUCGAGAUUAAGCGUUAGUAGAGUGAGUCCCAGAGAAUGGCAGUUCAUUCUUGAUUUGGCAGAGCAAGCAUCUCCAGAUGCCACAAGUUUUUAUAUAAAGAAGCGAAGAAAACUUGAGGAGCAUUUAAAAGAUGUGCAUCCUUGA
Molecule: messenger RNA, 660 nt
Organism: Schizosaccharomyces japonicus yFS275
Lineage: Eukaryota; Fungi; Ascomycota; Schizosaccharomycetes; Schizosaccharomycetales; Schizosaccharomycetaceae
Product: DUF55 family protein
Exons: 3
Coding region: 1-660 (219 amino acids)
Cellular component (GO): nucleus
Source: RefSeq, a predicted model, not a curated record